Molecule: messenger RNA, 4246 nt
Organism: Aplysia californica (California sea hare)
Lineage: Eukaryota; Metazoa; Mollusca; Gastropoda; Aplysiida; Aplysiidae
Exons: 8
Coding region: 52-2535 (827 amino acids)
Source: RefSeq, a predicted model, not a curated record
UUUCGUCAUGCUGUUUUCGUUGGUUGGAGAUUGUCAGAUGAAUUGGCCAAGAUGAACGUCCUCAAGAUUGGUAAAAGAAAACUGAGCUGUCACCUGUGGAUGAGAGACUCUUUUCAUUUGGUGUAUCAACAAUCAAUAUGCUACCGUUGUUAUUCUGUUUUCUUUUUGAGAAGCAGAAGCCUGACGUCUGUGACGAGAUGUUGUCGAGGGAUGUUUAAUUAUGUGAAUUUGACCACAAGGCACCUAUCUGCGUCUCACAGUCAGUUGCAAGUUUUUGGUAAGGUUGGAGGCUUCUUCAGGAAGCUGCUCAAGCCUUCGGAUGACACUCAUUCUGGAUUACAAUUUCAGGAUGCAUCAGAAGGUGCAGAGUCAGUUCGUAAAGGAAAUGAGGCCUCCACGCACACGGUUCACCAUAUGUCCAUCAACACCUCUGCUGCUGGCCACAGCACAUUUGAAGCUUCGUCUCAUAAUGACGCAGUUCUAGAUUCACCUGACAUUUCUAUGAUUCAUACUCAUCCUCAGCCUGCACAAGCUACACCUUUGAAAUCUCAGGAUUCUUUAGUAGUGUGUACCAACAGCAGCCUUGUAGAAAAAGAGGCUUCCUCCUCUCGCCUUAGACUUGCACCAGAAGAAGAGCUGACUCGACUUGUGGAUGACACAAGAGUAAAUAAAAGGCUAACCAGAAUGCGAAAUAAACUAUUAGGUUAUAAUGAAAUUUUUUUGCAGCAAUAUGACAAGGAUGUUGAGACAAUUUUAAACACUUUGACGAAACCGUCAUCUACAGUGAAGAAACAGAGAGCUAAAUCUGCUGCAAUUUCCCCACCCUUGAGCACAUUGAGCCCCAAAAAGCUAAGCCGACAGAUUUUGAUGAAAAAAAAGAAAGACACUGAUGUGAACUCUCGCUACCCUUUUAUAGGGAAGGGCACCACUGAGCAAGUGGUCACCCCGGAAUUUGAAAGUUCAAAGGCAUUCCUCACUUCCGUUGGCGUCCCGUGUGAUGAGCUAGUGUACUAUCCGGACAUACAACACAUGAGCAAUAACGAUGUCAUUGACUGUGUUCAGAGGCUGAAGGAGGAAGGUGUCCUGGUAGUGUUCAGCCUGUUUCUCAUUCAGCGUAUGUUCGAAGAAAUAAAACAGGAGAGAGAAGUUGGGGUGUGUCCUCCUGGUGUGACCAAGUUGAAGAACCGCCUAACUCGACUGUCAGCUCUACAGACCAUGCAAAUCUACUUUGACCUGUGUGAACAGUUAGAGAAACCUGACCUGGACCCCAGAUGGCUGCUAGACCGAUGUGGAGAACUGGAUAUGUUUGAUGAUAUUGUUCAGAUUCGCAAGAAGGCAAAAAUGUUGAGGUCUCUUGGCGCUACUGGUGAAGACAUUUUGUCGAAUUUGCUGAUUUUGCAUCUUGCCAAUAGCAAAGUAAAACUGUAUCGAGAGACGUAUCACAACCGCUCGGGGCAGUUCCCUCUGGAGUUAUUCUUGGCUCCCACCAUGUCAAAGUUCAAGGAGCUGAUGGGUAUGGGCCCUGAGAGAAAGGAAGCUGCCCGUCUGUUGGGGAUCUCUAUGGUGGAGUUUCAGGCUUGCUGGGGACACAAGAAGACAGUCUACCCUCGGCAGUUGGCCUACAAAAUCCAAAUGUGCCUUAGUGCUGGUAUUCCAAGGAAAGACAUUUUGAACAAUAUCACUCAGUUAGACAGGUUCCCACUGCAGAAAUGCCAUGCAGUUUUAUCCUCCUUCAAGAGUUCUGGUCUGCCUGCUUCUGUCUAUUUGUUGCAUGAGAUGGAAAAGACUGUGAAUCACAGCAGGAAGGCCCCGGCCCAUGUGCAGGAUCCGGACACUGGUGAUGCGGAACUGGAAUCUGGAAAUGAAAUAAAACAGGAGAAAGCUGAUGACAAAAGGCUGCCCAUGUCCGAGACCCCCAAGCAGCCUCGGCCCAAACAAGCUAUUGUAAGUCUAAAAAAAAAGAGGACCCAGAUCUUCCGGUUGAUCGCCUACCACCUACAGCUGGACAAGUCUGUGCUGUCCACUAUGUUUAAGUGCAACGUCAAUGUUGAAUCGGCGAACAUCACGGAUGUUAACAAAAAUCUGGAGUUUCUCCUGUCCCAGGGGUUUUCUAAGGAACAAAUCUCGGCAUGCCCAAUGGUUCUGGCUCACCCUAGCCGACAUCUGAUCCAUGCCGUCCGAGGUCUCAGGGAGCAGAUAGUGACCACUCUGAACACGUCUGCCGCAACCCUCAGCCCUGAGUACAGAACCGACAUGUCUGCUGAGAUCCCUUUUCAUUUAAAACGUUUUUCCCUUUCCGAGGAGCUGCCUUCUUCCUAUUCAGAACUUGGGCCUAGUGACUCCUGCUCCUCAGUGUGCUUUGCUGUGGCGUCUAAUGAUGAUAAGACAGCAUUCUUACGAAAUGAAGAUCUCCAACUGUACAAGUUGCUUCUGUCAGAACCACUGCUCUACCUCAACUGUGUGCAAUACUGCUUAGAAAAAGAAAACAACUUCAGCUUAGUCUCAGAGGGGGCUCAACUUACCUCAAAUUUAUGAAGUAAAACUUUUGAAUGUUAUAAUAGCCUGUGAAAGAUAAAUUCAGUUUUAUUCCCUGGGGCAUGUUUCACUGUGUACAUUACAUGUUUAUAGUGACCAACCCGUCUGAUGUAAAAAGCAUACGUUUGAGCGGAGUUUGCCUUUGUAUGGGGUGCGUUAAUUCACUUGAGCCUAUUCCUGUUUAUUUACGGGAUGUGCUGCUAGCCAGGUGGCGGAAUCUCGCGUAGUAAUGGAAUGCACUUUAGCAAUUGAUAUCUCCAUUGUUUUUUGGUUACCAGCCACGGGAAGCGACGAGCAUACAGUCGACCCACUUGUUUUUUCAGUUAAGCAUCUGGUGAAGUGCAAUACUUUUUUAACUGUAACGAACUAAGUCUGACACGCUUGCCCGCAUUGCGGUAGAAGCUCUGUGAACGGAAACAUAGCAUCGGUCGUUUUUAGAGUAGAGAUAGUCUCUCAAAGUCAAAGACAUAAAUGAAACAUGUUUGAAGUAUUUAAAGGGUCUGAUAGGGAAUUUGAAGGCUAAAACUUCCACAAUGUCCCACUAAAUUUAUUGGAAGCUGCUAGAUCUAUGGAUAAAGCUGUAUUUCCGGCGAUGAACAGUUGGAGUUGGGUAAAAGUGAAAGUAGGAAUCGGAAUAGCUUUCUUCAUCUUCCAAGUCUAGUCCAAGUGAUAUACACAUCUAGUAGUUCUAGUUGUGGGAAAAGAAGCAGUAAAUGUGUUAGUGCGGGUGUAAAAAUACACAAGGUGAGAAAAGGACAGCAGUGUCUUCAAACAACUUUUGCAACAGGAUAGUGUGGCACCAUUUGCGAAAUGCACCAUGGGCGAUUUCAUGUUUCCACACCAAGCCCAACCAACUUAAGUUAGAAUUAAUUGCUCGUAAGUGGUUUCUGAGUGACUCAGAAAAAAGAGGCAAUAUGAACUGUUGGUGCUGCCUAUUUGAUGCUGGACAGUUAUCUUUUAUUAGAUGAUUUUAUUACAAGUUGAGCGCAAAAAAAAUUGCGUAUCCCCCCUCCCACCCUUGACAUUGCCAUUUUAAAAUAAUUAUAAAUUGAUAACUAUUCGGAAAAACUAGAAGAGCAUUUCAUUCCUACUUUCAUUACAUUUUUUAAUUUUAAUAGCUUACACAAUCAUUUUAUGGUUAACGAUUCAAUAUGGAAGCCAAUUUUGUUGUGGUUUGUACUUGUACAAUUAUAAGUUGAUUGGCUUUAUUUUAUUUUAUUUUAUUUUAUUUGUUAGUAUUUUAGCUAAAAGAUCUAGACCUCUCCAGUAAGAGCACUUCUUUGGGUAAAAGCUGGUAUGUCUUCAACGUGUCAUGAAAAAACGCAUGGCCUUUAUUUCCGAAAACACAUAGCCUGUAUUUCCAUGACAUGUCGUGAAAAUAACGGCUGCUAUUCAAUCAAUAUAGCCCUAAACUGUCAAAAAUGGUUGUUAGGUGGAAAAUAACUCAGGCUCAAGUGCAGUUAAUGUGGAGACUACUCUAGCUUUGUUAUUCUACUAAUUGCGACUAGCAGUUUGUUCUUUAUUAGCCAUGUAUGUGUUAUAAAGUUAAUUUUGUAUUGAAUUGAACUACUUGACAUUGUUGAUAGAAGCUAGUUUAUGAAGCUAAAACGGUCAUAGUGGUCCUGGACUCAGGCUGAUUUGUUGCCCAUUUUAUGUCUUCCAACAUGUGUGAUAUAUAUAUAUAUAUGUAUUAAAAGUUUGUUCAUGUAAA